Molecule: messenger RNA, 3874 nt
Organism: Pelobates fuscus (common spadefoot toad)
Lineage: Eukaryota; Metazoa; Chordata; Amphibia; Anura; Pelobatidae
Gene: ESYT2
Product: extended synaptotagmin 2
Exons: 23
Coding region: 299-2980 (893 amino acids)
Biological process (GO): lipid transport
Cellular component (GO): extrinsic component of cytoplasmic side of plasma membrane; endoplasmic reticulum membrane
Molecular function (GO): phosphatidylinositol binding; calcium-dependent phospholipid binding; phosphatidylethanolamine binding
Source: RefSeq, a predicted model, not a curated record
CUGUGUGCACAUCCUGUAGCUGUGAGUGAGCAGUGGGAGGGGAGCUCAGACAGUGACACAGCCUUGGCUGCUCCUGGAGCUCACUGUCUGUGCAAUUGCUUUCACAUGUGCAUGGCACAGGCACUCUGCAAGUCAAGGAAGCCUUGGGAGGGGGCAGGGAGAAGCUGGGGGAGUGCAUGGAGUCCUUAAUGUGGAUUUAGGGGGGUGAGAGAGGGUACAGCUCUGGGAUCUUAAACUGAAAAAAAGAACUAAGAAGAAUUUCCUCCCUCUGAGCUGGCAAGAGAGCCCAGUGAGCAGGAUGAGUACCACCAGUACCCCCCAAGGGGGGCCUAAAGCCACUACAGGGGGCAGUGGGCAGGCAGGGGCAGCCACCCCACCAGCUACCCCACCAGCUGUGCCAGAUGAUGAGCCUGGCAUGAUCAGCCUGGACAUCACAGGGGUGUUUUACCAGUUUGCCAAGACUUUUGUGAUUAUCUUCCCUGUGUAUGUGUUGGGAUAUUUUGGGUUUAGCUUCAGCUGGCUGCUGAUCGCCUUGGGAGCUUUUAUCUGGUGGAGUAAAAAUAAAGGGAAUAAGAAUUCAAGACUGAACAGGGCAUUGGCAUUUCUGGAGAAUGAGGAGAAAGCUGUGAAACAUAAAAUUGCUACAUCUGAUCUACCUGCAUGGGUUCAUUUUCCAGAUAUUGAAAGAGCAGAAUGGCUGAACAAAACCGUCAAGCACAUGUGGCCAUACAUCUGUCAGUUCAUAGAUAAAUUGUUUCGAGAGACCAUAGAGCCAGCUGUGAGGGGCGCCAACACCCAUCUAAGCACCUUCAGUUUCACAAAAAUUGACAUGGGCAACCAGCCCUUAAGAAUAAAUGGAGUCAAAGUUUAUUCAGAAAAUGUGGACAAAAGACAGAUCAUCCUUGAUCUUCAGAUAAGUUUUGUUGGAAACACUGAGAUCGAUUUAGAAAUCAAAAGGUACUUCUGCAGAGCUGGUGUAAAAAGUAUCCAGCUCCACGGAACAAUGAGAGUUAUUCUGGAGCCUCUAAUUGGAGACGUCCCAAUCAUUGGAGCCCUGUCUUUAUUUUUUCUCAAAAAACCGACGUUAGAAAUCAACUGGACUGGACUUACAAACAUCUUGGAUAUUCCCGGUUUGAACGGCGUGUCGGAUACAAUAAUCCUGGAUAUAAUCUCAAAUUACCUGGUACUUCCAAACCGUAUCACUGUCCCACUUGUAAGCGAUUUGCAGAUUGCGCAGUUACGAUUCCCGAUACCAAAGGGUGUUCUGAGGAUACAUUUCUUCGAAGCUCAGGACUUGAUGGGGAAAGAUACAUACAUGAAAGGACUUAUCAAAGGGAAGUCCGACCCCUACGGAGUUAUCAAGCUUGGCAGUCAGAUUUUCCAGACCAAGGUUAUCAAAGAAAAUCUUAACCCAAAGUGGAAUCAAGUAUACGAGGCGUUAAUUUACGAACACCCAGGCCAGGAGUUAGAGAUCGAGCUUUUUGAUGAAGACAACGACAAAGAUGACUUUUUGGGCAGUCUUCUGAUUGACCUGACAGAGGUGGAGAAAGAGAGGGUGGUGGAUGAAUGGUUCACUCUAGAUGAUGCGACCUCUGGAAAGCUUCAUUUGAAACUAGAAUGGCUCUCUCCAUUGUCAACAACUGAGCAUCUCGAUGAGGUGUUGACGAGCAUCAGAGCUGACAAAGACCAGGCAGAUGAUGGCUUGUCCUCCGCUCUGCUUAUCCUGUACCUGGAUUCAGCCAGGAACUUGCCUAGUAUCUACGAGGGGCACAUGGGUUUUGGCAACUUAAAAGCAAGGAAAGCUUCGGGACUCAUCUUUUGUGAAAAUAACGCUUCACUCUAUAGAACGCUAUUUUCAAGUAAGAAGAUGGGCAGCACCCCCAACCCAUAUGUACUAUUUUCUUUGGGUCACACGGUGCAAGAGAGUAAGGUUAAAAACAAGACCGUCGAACCAAUAUGGGAGCAGACAUUCACUUUUUUUGUCCACAACCCUAAGCGACAAGAACUUGAAAUAGAGGUGAAGGACGAAUACCACCAAAGUUCCAUGGGAAACUUGAGGAUUCCCCUCAGCAAGUUACUGUCUAGUGACGACCUCACUAUGAAUCAGAGGUUCCAACUCAACAACUCAGGCCCCAGUAGUACUCUUAAGAUGAAAAUUGCACUCAGGAUUCUUCAUGUUGAGAAAGUUGGGAGCUCUUCUGAGGACCGGCGCACAUCCCAGGUGAAGAGGCCUACCUUAUUAAAGGGAAAAGUACCAUCGACCCCUAACACGCCAUUAUCUCCAGCUCCUAAUGCUCAGAAACCUCCAACACCCAAACUGGAUCUUAAUAGGAAAACAGAGAACGGAGAGAGAGAGAGUCCCUCAACCGCCAGCCCCCAGAGGCUGACAGAACUGAAUAAAAGCUCCUCCAGCCUAUCUGGGUCCAGCUUCACCUAUUCUCCCUCACAUAUUGCUUCCAUGAAGGAGCCCACACCCAGUAUCGCUUCAGACAUAUCUACACAAAUGGCGACCAAUGAGCUCCGGCAGCGACUAAGACAACUUCAAAAUGGAACAACAGUGGGACAAUCCCCUCUUGGACAGAUUCAGUUGACAGUCCGCCACAGCUCUCACAGAAAUAAACUCAUGGUUGUGGUACAUUCCUGCAGAAAUCUUAUAGCAUUUUCAGAAGAAGGAUCUGAUCCAUAUGUUAGACUGUAUUUAUUGCCAGACAAGAGACGGUCGGGUAGAAGAAAAACUCAUGUGAUGAAGAAGACGUUGAAUCCAAUAUUUGAUCAAACAUUUGAAUUCAGUGUUUCACUACCAGAGAUUCAAAGGAGAACAUUGGACGUAGCGGUGAAGAACAGCGGGGGAUUCCUCUCCAGAGACAAAGGACUCUUAGGAAAGUUGUUGGUGGAAAUAAACCAAGAAGAAGUCACCAAAGGAUGGACGCAGUGGUACGAUCUCACUGAAGAUGGUUCAAGGCCUGCUAACGCCAUUUAGGCACACUGAAGGGAUUGUUUAUCAGCAAAUGCACACAUUCAUAGCAUUGUGCUCAUUGGAUGUAUCAAUUUUAUUUUUAUAGAUCCAUUAAUUUCAUUACCCAAUACUGCACUCGUUUUUAACUAUUUUUUUUUUACAUUGUUGAGCAGUUUCAUGGCAAAUCCUGCUUUUUAUCAGCUUAAUUAGAGAUGUUUAUUUUGCCCAGUUAUGUGCAAUAGGGUGUAGGGUGUUUUUUAUUUGGCAUCUCUAUUUCAUUUAUAACCAGGGAAAUAGGUUUUAUGAAUCACAGUGAGGGAUAGGCAACAUUGUACAAACCAGCUGCUAGUUACUACUCGGCCUCUCUGUCUUGUAGGGCUGUUAGGAGCUGCUAUGUUUCGAAGGGUCUUGGGCCAUUAUGUUUCUAGGGUACCCAUCUGCUUGGUACUAGGCCAGGAUUACCCACUUGUACUGUGGGUUCUAGAAAUAUAUUACCCAACCACUGGAGGUCAAGGCAUGUAGUUACAAGACUGUGCAGUUCUGUGCACUUCGACCUCUGCUCCUGUGGUUUGCAAUUGAAGGCAUUCUUGGCCCACAGCUUCCAGUCAUUAGGAUUAUAGAUCUUUAAUUUACAGUCGCUACAGUUCUAGCUGUGUAGAACCCGACCAGCGUUCUUGGCUCAUAGUUCCCAGUUGACACUUUAGUAGGCCAGUAGCUCCCAGUCACUUGAAGUAUUCUUUGACUGUAAAUGUGGUUUUGGUUGUAUACGUUGCCACUGUACACCUUGUAAAUAUGUACUAUUCUAUUUUGUAAUUCUGCAUUUGAUGGUUCAGUAUUGAUUCGAAUUUUAAUGAAGUUUUCAUUUUAGAAGGCCCAAUUCUACAAGUGACAUCUAAAUUAAAAAAUAAUUAGCUUAAA